AUGGAUCAGCAAAACUAUUCAGUGGUAUCUGAGUUUGUACUGAGUGGACUCUCCAGUUCCUUACAACUCCAGUUUUUCUUCUUUGUAUUUUUUUCUCUGAUCUACAUAGCCACAGUGCUGGGCAACCUCCUCAUUGUGAUCACAGUAAUCUCUGAGCCCCGACUUUAUUCUUCCCCCAUGUACUUCCUGCUGGGCAAUCUUUCUUUUCUAGAUAUGUGGCUGGCCUCAUUUGCUACCCCCAAGUUAAUCAGAGAUUUCCUUAGUGAGAAGAAACUCAUUUCUUUUGAGGGAUGCAUGGCCCAGAUUUUCUUUCUUCAUUUCAUUGGUGGUGCUGAGAUGGUACUGUUGGUCUCCAUGGCCUAUGACAGAUAUGUAGCAAUAUGCAAACCUUUGCAUUAUAUGACCAUCAUGAAUUGGAGGACAUGCAUUGGAUUGGUAACCAUUUCAUGGGCUAUUGGUUUUAUUCACUCCAUCAGUCAAGUAGCCUUUACUGUAAAUUUGCCUUACUGUGGGCCAAAUAAUGUGGACAGUUUCUUUUGUGACCUCCCUCUUGUGAUCAAGCUUGCUUGCAUGGAUACCUAUAUCCUGGGGAUAUUGAUGAUUGCAGACAGUGGGUUGCUGUCUAUGAGCUGCUUCCUACUUCUUAUGAUCUCUUAUACAGUCAUUCUUGUUACAGUCCAACAACGUUCAGCAGAGAGUGCAUCCAAGGCUCUUUCUACUUGUUCUGCCCAUAUCAUGGUGGUGAUGCUCUUCUUUGGUCCCUGUAUCUUCAUUUAUUUGUGGCCUUUCAAUAGGUUCUCUGUGGAUAAAGUCUUAUCAGUAUUUUAUACCAUUUUUACCCCUCUUUUAAACCCUAUAAUCUAUACUUUAAGAAAUGAGGACAUGAAGACAGCAAUGAAAAAAUUAAGGACUCAGAAGAUAACUUUUCAUUGA
This is a messenger RNA of Sarcophilus harrisii (Tasmanian devil), 933 nucleotides long. Its product is annotated as olfactory receptor 4K14-like. Bases 1 to 933 code for a protein of 310 amino acids. Gene Ontology annotation, cellular component: membrane. NCBI's taxonomy places the organism in Eukaryota, Metazoa, Chordata, Mammalia, Dasyuromorphia, Dasyuridae. The transcript has a single exon. Gene Ontology annotation, molecular function: G protein-coupled receptor activity; olfactory receptor activity. Gene Ontology annotation, biological process: G protein-coupled receptor signaling pathway. The record is from RefSeq and is a predicted model, not a curated record.